Messenger RNA from Chrysochloris asiatica (Cape golden mole), 1692 nucleotides. RefSeq names its product spermatogenesis associated 2 (gene SPATA2). Gene Ontology annotation, cellular component: cytoplasm. Gene Ontology annotation, biological process: protein linear deubiquitination; protein K63-linked deubiquitination; regulation of tumor necrosis factor-mediated signaling pathway. The record is from RefSeq and is a predicted model, not a curated record. Bases 80 to 1642 code for a protein of 520 amino acids. NCBI's taxonomy places the organism in Eukaryota, Metazoa, Chordata, Mammalia, Afrosoricida, Chrysochloridae. The transcript has 2 exons.
UGUCAUUGCUUUCAAUGAUGUCCCUGCCACGCCCCGAGAGGCCAUGGAGGAGAUAAGGUAGCCCCUCUCCCCAGACCGGAUGGGGAAACCCAGUUCAAUGGAUACAAAAUACAAGGAUGACUUAUUUCGGAAGUACGUGCAGUUCCAUGAGGGCAAAGUGGACACCCCCUCCAGCAAGCAGCGGCCUGCCAGUGAUGAGUACCUGCGGGUGGCGGCCUCGACUCUGCUCAGCCUGCACAAGGUCGACCCCUUUUAUCGAUUCCGGCUGAUCCACUUCUAUGAGGUGCUGGAUCGCUCCUUGCGCUUGUUGGGUUCCGCCAGCCUGGGGGCCCUGCACUGCGCCUUCAGCUUGCUGGAGACUGUGGGUGUCAACCUCUUCCUCUACCCGUGGAAGAAGGAAUUCAAGAACAUCAAGACCUACACAGGCCCGUUCAUGUAUCACAUCAGGUCGACGUUACUGGAAGAGGAUAUCCGGGCUAUUCUGAAUUACAUGGGCUAUGUGCCUGAGCUGGGGACAGCGUACAAGCUCGUGGGGCGGGUAGAGACGCUCCAGGUGAAGAUGGUCUCCUUUGAGCUCUUUCUGGCCAAGGUGGAGUGUGAGCAGAUGCUGGAGAUCCACUCCCAAGUGAAGGACAAGGGCUACUCUCAACUGGACGUUGUGACUGAGCGCAAGACCAGCACUGACGAUGUACGCGGCUGCUCAAAUGCCCUGCGGUGGCGGGCUGAGGGCAGGGAGCACCUGAGCACUUCAAUGGCCCGCGUGGUGCUCCAGAAGUCAGCCAGUGAGCGAGCAGCCAAGGACUACUACAAGCCCCGCGUGACCAAGCCCUCAAGGUCGGUGGACACCUACGACAGCUACUGGGAGAGCAGGAAACCGCCCCUUAAGGCCUCGUUGAGCCUGCGGAAGGAGCCUGUGGUAGCAGACCUGGGGGAUGACCUUCAGGAUGAGAUCAUCCGUCCAUCCCCUUCGCUCCUGACCAUGUCCAGCUCCCUGCAUGGCAGCCCAGAUGACCUGCCAUCGUCCUCCCCCAGAAAUGGCUCGGGCCUGCUGCGCGGCACAGACUUCUCCGCUCAGGAGGACGUGGACCUGUACACAGACUCAGAACCCAGGGCCACGUACCAUAGGCAGGACGCCCUGCGGCCCGAUGUGUGGCUGCUCAGGAGCGACGCCCACCCCCUCUACCACAAGCGUGCACCCCCUGCCAAAGAGUCUGCUCUCUCCAAGUGCCAGAACUGUGAUCUGCCAUGUAGCUCCACCCUCUGCCUGCGCUGUGACAGCCUGCUCCCCUGCCCCCCGGCCACCAAGCUGGGUGCUGGCCCCAGCAAGGCCACCACCCAUGACAGCCUAGCCCACGGGGUGUCUCUGCGGGAGAAGUAUGCAAGCCAGACUCAGGGCCUUGAGCGGCUGCCACACCUCCACUCCAAGUCCAAGCCCUCCGCCAUGGCCACCUCCCGCUGUGGCUUCUGUAACCGCCCUGGCGCCACCAACACCUGCACCCAGUGUUCGAAAGUCUCCUGUGACAGCUGCCUCAACGCCUACCAUUAUGACCCCUGCUGCAAAAAGAGUGAGCUGCACAAGUUCAUGCCCAGCCACCAGCUGAACUACAAGUCCACCCAGUUCUCCCAUCUCGUCUACAGAUAGACCCACCUUGCAGCUUCCCGCUAAAGGGCUACACCACUGACUUUUCUGUU